Molecule: messenger RNA, 1140 nt
Organism: Thelazia callipaeda (thelaziosis nematode)
Lineage: Eukaryota; Metazoa; Nematoda; Chromadorea; Rhabditida; Thelaziidae
Source: the annotation of a GenBank genome assembly
AUGGAAGAAAAUGAAGACGGGAAGAAAAUCGCAAAUCAGUGCGACGAAAAUGAAACAAUCUGUUCGCAACAGUACAAUGUGUAUAUAUUUGGUGAUGAACUGAAUGAUAAGCUGAAAUUAUUGAAUUAUGAAGAAAAUUAUGCAAAUUUAGACAUGAGUUAUAGGACAAUUUCAAGAGAAUAUUUUGUAAGAAGCACAAAUGUUGGCGAACAAUUUUUCAUUUUUACUACAUUAUCAGCUUGGCUCAUACGUAUAUCAGUUGACCCGAAAUUUGCAUUUCCACGAGAGUCUGAUGACCCAAAUGGAGUAAUUUCAAACAUUUUAAAUGUGCUUCGAUCUAAAAAUAUAUCCAUAGAUUUCUCGCCCAAUAAACUCAAAAGUGGAGCAGGUGUACAGUGCUUGUAUGUGUUAAACAAAUUGGCAGAUUUAGCCCUAAUUGCAACGGAAAUCACGGCCGAAGAGUUUGAAGAGAUUGAUCAACAACAACAAAUCGAUAUUGCUGAUGAUGAAGAUCAUGGUAUAGAUAUAGAUCUACAGGCUUUACCGUUGGUGGCAGAACAACCACUAGAAAGCAUUCUUAAGAGCGAUACAGAUGUAACUUCCUGGAAGGCUGAAGUAGAACGAGCAGCUCCACAACUCAAAAUCAUAAUUAGACAAGAUGCAAAGGACUGGCGGAAUCAUUUGGAACAGAUGCAAACAUUGCAGACAGUUCUGAAGGAACUGCUGAAUUCAGCACAACCACUUCUGAAGGGUCUUGCCAGUGACCUUAGCUCAACUAUGGAGCGAAUUGCUAUCAGAGAAAAUCAUCUUAACAAUGAAUUGCAAGCAGCCAUGACAAAAUUUCGCGCUGCAAAAGAUAAUUUGGCGGAGGCAAAUGAAAAGUAUAAGACAAUUGGUACUGGCAUUGCAGAGCGUACGGCAAAGUUACAGCGUGUUUGUGAUGAACUCGAGCAAGUCAAGCAACAAAUCGAGGAAACAAGCUCACGUAACAAUGAUGGAGCUCCAAUGCUAAGAUUGAAACAAGCGUUGCAAAAGAUGGAAUCAGAGAUUGUUAAGAUGAAUGUGCAAAUCAGUGUAAUGCAGCAGUCAAUUCUUCAAAGUCAACUGAAAAACCGCGCUGCUUUCAACGCUUACUUCUAA